GGCUCGGCUGGUGGCGGCGCCACGCGGCGAGUGUGGCGCGCUCUGCCGCGCCGCCAGUGCCGCGGCCGGACCAGUGAGAGGCGUGACGCGGCCGGCGGCGGACAGCUGGGCGGCCAGCCGGCGCCGCGCGUGGGAGGAGGCGCCGCUCAGUGCCGCCGCGAUUGUGACCAAAGCUGACACGGGACGGCCGGUGUCCCGAGUGAGUGUGACGCCGGGCGUCGGCGGGGGUGCGCGGUGCAGUGCGGUGCGCCGUGCAAAAAGGUGUGUCAGUGCUCACCCGGCGGGGUGCUGUAAAAAACGCCGACCGCGCCCGACUGGGCGGAGGCCGGUGCCAGCGUCAGUGUGUGCGUCUUUCGCGACCGUCCGUCUCACUGCGCCUGGGUGGUCCGCGCAGCCACCCUGGUAGCGCAACAUGAAGAAAAUCUUCUCUCGGGUGGCACACGCCUUCAAGCACGAUGCGGGGGCCGAGCAGGAGAGUGCGGGUGAGGCCGCUCCGCCGGCGUCACCGUCGCCGGCGGCUGUCGAGCCCGGCGAGCACGCGUCACUAACCUCUGUGGACAGUGGCGUGCUGGUGGACGUGCACGAGCCGGACCGGAGUGCGGGCGGCGCCGGCGCCGCGGCGGGGGCGGAGCCGGUCGCUCCAGUCACGGACCCGGUCCCGGAAUGUGCUAAGCCGGCAGCAGGGGACGGUGCCGACGGUGCAGCGCCUCCAGAGGUCGGGGCGACACCGGACGACACCUCACCUCAGACCGCCGGAGGCGCGACCCAGGACGGUGGUGAGGGGCAGCUGCCGUCGCCGUCGGCAGUCUCAGCCGCGAGCACCGCCGUUCAGGGAGAGGAGAGCCCUCCUGGAACUGAGGAGCAGGGUCAGUCACCGUCGGAGAGUGUGCAGGAGCAGGACACUGCGACUGGAGUGUCACAGGAGCAGCUGGAGCCCUCAGCAGCUAUCGAUGAGCAGGAGCUUCAAGCUGCAGCGGCCCAGGAGGCUCAGGAGACUGUGGAGGCAGUCAACGAGAAGUGGCUCAUGGCUGGAGUCGAGGAACCGACUGCACCCACACAGGAACAGGAUUCCGCCACACCAGUACCUCAGGAGCCGUCACAACCCACAGCAGUCGCUCAGGAUCAGGAGAGUGCGUCUGGAGCGGCGCGGACCGGCCAGGAGCCGGCGGCUGUGGAGCGGCCGUCCGGUGACCUUCAGAGCGGCGGCGGCGGGGCGGCGGAGGCCGAUAGUACCGGCCCCGGCCAUCCGGAUCGGCCGGGCUCGGCCGCCGAGCCGGCGCCGCAGCCGGAGCCGCUCCGGCGAGAGCACGCGGAGGCGGACAGUGUGAAUAGUGGGCAGAGCGGCCGUCAUGCGCCCGACGCUGGGAGUGUGACUGUGGAAAGUGCACAGGUGGGCGGCGUGGGCGAGGCGGGCGAUGCGGUGGCCGCGGAUGGACCGUGUGCGAUGGAGGCAGAGUGUGGGAGCGGCGUGACAGAGGGGCCGACCGUGACGCCGGAAACGGCGGCGACAGGUGGGACGUCCGUGACGGAUAGUGACGGUGUGCUGCUCGAGACCGGCACUGAAGAUACGGCCGAUGACCUGGAUGGCAAGCCCAAGGAGAAAAAGAAGAAACGCAAAAAGAAGAAGAAAAAUAAUCCGGAAGAGCCGACGUCAGUCAGUCUUGUAGCUGAGGCUGUUGUGAAAGAGGCUGACGAGCGUGAACUAAAGCCUGCUUCAGCUGAACAGGCGACUGAAAAAGCCAGUGACAGUGUGAAAAAGGCCGCUGCCCAGCCGUCCGACCAGACAGUUAGUGAUGACUCUGCACAUUCGAAAACUAACAAGACCAAUACCAAAGUCUCGAGUCGGCUCACAGCUGGAACGAAGGCCUCUGCCGCCAAGGCGAAAAAGUCGCUGGCAUCCCAAGCAGCCAAGAAACUGUUGGAUUCCGCUGCCAAUAGGAACGGUCCGGCAAAGGCGAAAUCCACUCUGGCAAAACAGCCCACAGCUGAGGGGUCCGGUAGCCGGUCCAGCACGCCGACGCGGCCACUCCAGAACCCGGCCAAGUCGCGGCUGAAGACGCAGCUCUGUAAGGAGGCGUCCAUCGAGAGCAACGCGUCAGCAUCAUCGGUGGGCUCCUCGACGGCUCGGUCAACACGCACCGGUAAACGGAGCGGCGCGGCCGGAGCUGAUAGGGGUCGGGGUGCGGCCGCCAGUCCUGUGGACAGGAGGGACUCGCUGCCCCUCUCCGUAUCCAGCGGGUCCACCACCGUCUCCACCCGCGGCGAGGACUCCUCCGCUAGAAAAGCCAGGGCCAAGAGCGCCAAGCAGCAGGUGGACAAGAGCGAACCUGCGGCAAGGUCCUCUACACCAACCGCGAAAAAGAAGAGCAACGCUGUCCCUGCAACGAAGACGGUUCCUGAAAAGAAGGCGUCAGUGGCUGGCCAGACAGGAGCAACGAAAAAGGAGAAGAAAACAAAGAUCUCGCUUGCGAAAGACAAGGGGUCAGGAACGAAAAAGAUAGCUGCCAAGAAAGAAGCGGACGAUUUGAAAGCGAAGCAAUCUACAACUAGCCCUCCUCGGGUACCGGAAACCGCGGACUCUGCAUCUUCGGAAGUCUCUGCGGCUACUGGAAACUCCGGGGAAACUGCUAACGUCAAGGCAGCUGAGGUGGUCGGCCAGCCAGUCAGCAAUUCUCCCGAAUCGUCACAGCUUCCCGACUCGGACAAGACAAAUGCCAAUGCUGCUUCGGCCCGACUUCAAGGUUCGGAAGCAAUAGAAAACGCGCCUAAACCAGUUGUGGCAGAGGACGCAUCAACGACGCGUCCCAAAUUGACCCAGAGUGACACCAUACAAGAUUCAACCGACCGGCCACCCUUGACACAACAUGACACCAUACAGGAUUCAACUGAGCGACCACCUCUGACACAGCAUGACACAAUACAGGAGUCCACCGACCGGCCUCCGCUGACACAACAUGAUACCAUCCAGGACUCCACUGAGCGGCCCCCGCUGACCGAGCAGGAGACACUAGAGGACACGUCGGUACUGCGACCGCCCCUGGUGCAGCACCCGACGAUCGAGGACUGUCCCGAGCGACCUCCGCUGACGCAGCAGGAGACCGUCGAUGUUCCUGCACCGACUCCUGCUCCGGCAGACCCUACUGUGGCAGCGGAGUCUUCUACCACCUCCGACUCCCCGGCGGUCACCAGCCCUCCAGCCGAGCAGCCAGCAUCACCGGCAGUCGAAGAGGCGGCUGUGAAGGAGGCCGCUCUGCCCCAGGUCACCCUAUCGCCCUCGAAGACGGCGAUUCCGACAUCGCCUUCGACGUCGGCGGUGCCUACGUCUCCGUCUGCGGCGGUGUCGGACGUCAGCUCGCGGCGCAGCAGUAUGGACCUGCUGGACGGCCCGCCGCGGCUGAGACGGAGCAUCAGCGGCCACGGAGAGGCGGCCGGCACGCCGCGGCCCGACGCCGUCCUCGAGGUCAUGUCGCAAGUGCACGCCGACUCGGAGGCACGGCUGGCUGCGCGGCGCCAGGCCCGCGCCGAGGCUCGGGAGAUUCGUAUGCGCGAACUGGAGCGGCAGCAGCGCGAGGCAGAACAGAAUGGCGAGAAGCUCGACGACUUCUCAGAUGUGUCUCCACGGCCCGCGCUGUCGGUCGCCUCCGCCCGAGCCCCGCGCGGACCCAGCGCCGCCUCCAGUGGUCGGAGGGCCAGCGAGGAUUCGGCAGAGGACGGCACCUCCACGCCCUCCGGCAGCUUCCACCUGCGAGACGUGCGGCAUGAGCUGCGUGAGCUGGAGGAGAAGCUGCGGAAGACGAUGGUGACGUCUGCGCAGCUGGACAACGACAAGUCGACGCUGAGCUACCAGGUGGAGCUGCUCAAGGACAAGCUGGAGGAGAUGCAGGAGUCCCAUACACAGCUGCAGCGGGAGCACCGAACACGAUGUAGCGAACACGAACAGCUAAAACGGGUAUCGAAUAGGCUAAAGGAGGAUUACGAAUGCUGUAAAAAGCUACUAGAAGAACGAGACAAACUUAUUGCGGAGAACGGCCUGGUGCUGGUGGGCGACGAGGAGGACUCGGAGUCAGAGUCGUCUCCGGACACACAGCGGCCGCAGAAGGCGCUCGUCUCACAGAACGCCGCCCAGCUGCUCGAAAAGGCCGGCGGCGGCACACUCGACAGCCGGCUGCGGCGGCUGGGUGAGGAGAAGAACGAGCUGGAGGACCAGCUGCGCCGACUGAAACUGGAGCUCGAGGAGGAGCGGCACAUGAGCGCCCGCGCGCGCAUCUCGGGCUCCGGCGGCGGCGCCGAGUCUGACCAGGUGCAGCGCGAGGUGGCCCGACAGGUGGGCGAGUACCGGUUCAAGCUGCAGAAGGCCGACCAGGACAUCACCAACCUGCAGACGGCGGUUCAGCGGCUAGAGAAUCAGGUGGCGCGGUACAAGGCGGCCGCCGAGACGGCCGAGAAGGCAGAGGAGGAGCUCAAAGGGGAGAAGCGCAAACUGCAGAGAGAGUUACCUAUAACUGAUGAGGGGCUGGUGGGACCGCACGAAUGCUCCGGGAAUCAAUAACUCGAGUGGACGAGCUGGAAACCACCAACAGCCACCUCCAGAAGCGGCUAGACAAGCUGAAAAACGCGCGAUCAGCGCUGCUCAAAGACCUCUCGACCGAGUGACGAGUGACCCAGUGACAGUGACGCCGCCAGUGACUUGUGCAGUGAUAGCGGGCGGCCAGGGACUCCGCGCCGAGCCGCUGCCCCGCGCGCCGCACAGACACCGAACGGGCGACCGGCGGACUGUGCGCCACGCCCGGUGCGCCCCCUGGCGUCUCGUGGUGCGUCCUGCAGUGCGGCUAUCGGCGCGUUCGGGCGCCGGCGCCGCGACCCGGUGAGGCCGACAGGGGACCUCCGUCCGGCCGCCGUGCCGCCGCUGCCGCGCCGACCAGUGCCAAAGUGAGGACCGUGCCCGUUCCGGCCCGGCCCGGUCCGGUCUGAGUCCGACCCUGGUGCGAGCCACCCGCCUGUCCUCGCUGCGCGCUUGUUGAUAUUGCCUGAGCUUUAACAAGUGCUCAAAGCAAACCCUGCAGUUCUUAUUCACCCUCGCGGUGAAAUGGUCAUAUGUUGUUCUGAUCAAAUCAUGUAAAUUGUUGAACUUCAAUGUCUUCGUUGUCCGUUACUUUUGCUACACUUUGCUGUUAGUUUCUGUCUCAUUCUUCGGGGCCGAUUCUGUGAUCGCAACCAGGGAUGAAUUGCUCCUUUCAUUACAAGUGCCUUCUGGCAUAACUAUGCGUAUUUUCUUCUGACUCUGUCCCUCCUGAACUGUACAUCAGAUUGGCUGGCGUUGGUCGGAUGAUGAGUGAUUUUAACGAGAGGCAGCUUCGUUUUAGCUGCGGUCGCCGCCGGCACUGCGGUCUAGGUCGGGGCGAGAGCCGGCGACCUGGACUGACCGGCUCUGCUGAGGUGCGGGCCGGACGCUAGGCUUCGUCUCGCUGCCACUGUCUGUGAGGAGAGGCAUCGUGUAAUUUUUAUGAGGCGAGUGGUCUGCAGUGAGCCGAAUGCUGGCGUAUGCGUGCGUGAGCGUGCAUGAGUGCGCGCGUGUACGAAUGGCCCCUCCCAAUUUUGUUACGUAUUAGCUGAUUUAUACUGAGUAUUAAAUUUAGUAGUUGGUCGUACAUUCUGUUUAUUGUAAUAUAAGUAACAGAUGUGCGCAAA
Amphibalanus amphitrite is the source of this 5688-nucleotide messenger RNA. RefSeq names its product flocculation protein FLO11-like. Gene Ontology annotation, biological process: regulation of DNA-templated transcription. The transcript has 10 exons. The record is from RefSeq and is a predicted model, not a curated record. Bases 413 to 4549 code for a protein of 1378 amino acids. NCBI's taxonomy places the organism in Eukaryota, Metazoa, Arthropoda, Thecostraca, Balanomorpha, Balanidae.